Molecule: messenger RNA, 372 nt
Organism: Closterium sp. Yama58-4
Lineage: Eukaryota; Viridiplantae; Streptophyta; Zygnematophyceae; Desmidiales; Closteriaceae
Source: the annotation of a GenBank genome assembly
AUGCAUGCUCAAGACGUGCCCCUCGACGUGAGCAUCAACCGCUCCUUCAAGGCGGGAUUGCGCACGUUCUACAACGAGUGGUUCGCCGACGAAGGGGUGAACAGCUUCACCCCUGCAGGUGCGGCUUGGUUCAAACUGAGAUUGAAGCUGCCCGGGUGGCGGACGACGAAGACUGUGGGGACAUGCCCGCGGGGAGGAGGAGGAGGAGGAGGAGGAGGAGGAGGAGGAGGAGGAGGAGGAGGAGGAGGAGGAGGAGGAGAGGAGGAGGAGGAGGAGAUCGAGGGGGAGGCAGAGUGGGGGGGGGGGUGGAGGAGGACGAGGUGGAGUAGGGAAAAGGGGGGUGGUAGAGGACGUUUAGUUUUAGAGUUGUAG